Messenger RNA from Paramuricea clavata, 10455 nucleotides. NCBI's taxonomy places the organism in Eukaryota, Metazoa, Cnidaria, Anthozoa, Malacalcyonacea, Plexauridae. The record is from the annotation of a GenBank genome assembly.
AUCUCAAAGGUAGUUACUCUACCUAUCAAAUAAGGUUCCCAAAUUUCACAUCCGUAUAACAAAAUGGGGAUUAUCAUCCCUGAAAAUAGUUUUAAAAGUAUUUUUAUUGGUACGUUUUCAAAAUUAGAAUUUUUUUUAAAAGGUUAUUGUAUGCUCUUAAAGCUUUAUCACGUAAGACUUUUAGGGCUUUCUUAAAAUUCCCAGAAAAAUGAAUGCCAAAUAUUAAAAUUUUAGAUUCAGUCUUUUUGUUAAUAUAGCUUCCAUUUUUUUGCAUAUAUUUCGAGUUUUGAUAAACACUUUUGCAAUCCUGCUUUCGACUCGGACAACAAAAUCAAAUCGUCUGCAUAAGGUAAACAACUCAAGUCCGUGUUAUCAAGUCUAACAGGGUCGCACGAUUGAUUAAACAAAUUUGGUAUAUCAUUUAUAAAUAUAUUAAAUAGAGUAGAACUAAGAUUGCACCCUUGUUUUAAACCAAUAUAAGAUUGAAAAGGGGAAGUUACUCCAUCUUUCAAUUUAACCGAGUAAUUUACGGAGGAAUACAUAGGGCCUAUUUGAUAUAAAUCGUAAAAAUGUUUUGCUGUACCCGCAUGAAAUAAGCUUAAACAAAAGACCUUUUCUCCAAACACUAUCGUACGCUUUUUUAAAGUCGAUAAAACAGGCGAAAAUCGGUUUUCUAUGAGAUCUGUAAAAAUCGAUUAAAUUUUUUAAAACUAAAAGGUGAUCAGCUGUUCGAUGAUGUUUUCGAAAACCAAUUUGACACUUAUUUAUUGCGUUAUUUUAUUCCAGAAAUAGAUUUAAACGAGUAUUCAUUAUUAAAGUGAAAAAUUUCCCCAAGCAACUACUAAUACAUAUUCCUCUAUAAUUACCAGGGUCAAACGUAUUGCCCGAUUUAUAUAUUGGAACAAUGUUGCCAUUAGCCCAAGCUGAUGGAAAUACUCCUUUUGAUAAAAUGGUGUCAAAAAUUUUGACAAAAUAUAAUGGUAAGAAAUUGGUUUGUCAAGCGUUUCAUUCUUUGUCGCUGCCCAAAUAUUAUAGUCUUUACAAUUUGUACUUCAUGACUAUUCUUGUCACCAUGGUCAUUGAAUCUAUUUAAAUUCUCAAAAUAAUCAAACCACUCGGUUGGCGAUAUUUCAUUACAGGUUCCCGAAGAUUUGUUUGUCUUUAUAAAUGUAUAUAUGUCUCACAGUUUUCGUUUUCGUGCCGCCACAUGGGUCGUAGAAAGGGGGAUGUCCGAUUCACAAAUUCGCACAAUGGGGCGAUGGGUUAGGGGAAACCGCUGAUACGGACAGACAGAUGGACGGACGGAUGACCUAUUUUUCUCUAAAAUAUGUUUUAAACAUCAUGUCCGCGUUUUACCCGAUCGGGUAAAACGCGGAUAUGGUGUAAAAUAUAGUUUUCGGCUCAUUAAAAGGCAUAUCCGCGUUUUACCCGAUCGGGUAAAACGCUGAUAUGUGGCAAAAUAUACUUUUCGGCUCUUUCAGAGGCAUAUCCGCGUUUUACCCGAUCGGGUAAAACGCGGAUAGGAUUUUACCCGAUCCAGUAAGUACAUUCGUGUUCCGGCGACUUCCAAGUAAUUUUGGAUGUGGAUAAAAUACUGACUCGGACUGGCGAACUCGCGGACUGACGGACUGGCGGACUCGAUUUUUCUCAAUUUUUUUAUCACUGCGUUUUGUUGAUCUCGUGAAAAUUUUACAAUGAGCAUCGGGCGUGCUUUACGCGAAUUAUACAAAAUACGUACUGGAAAUGAGUGAAGCGCUUUUAGAACUAUUGAACAUUUGGAAGAAUUUAUUUAAAAAUACUAUAAUCAACAUUCCAAUAACAAACUUUUUAUGAACAAUUCCCAACAGAAAAUAUGUGUCAAUUAUUAUUUAAGAGCGGAAUAUAAUUGUACAGAAUAUAUAUAUAUAUAUAUAUAUAUAUAUAUAUAUAUAUAUAUAUAUAUAUAUAUAUAUAUAUAUAUAUAUAUAUAUAUAUAUAUAUAUAUACAUGUGAGAACGUCUGAUUGGUUGAUGGAUUUCAGUAUGUUGGUUGCCAUUAGUUACUAUCGAAUGCGGGUGAUUAUUGUUAUCAUGAGACGGUAUAGGGAAGGAAGUUGAGGGUGGGUUAAAGGUUAAUGAAGAUGAAUUAGGAGAUUUGUGAGAGCGUUUCAGUUGUAAGUAAAUUGUAGGGAUGUCAAUGUGACGGUUAAAUGUUUGUUUGUCUAAACUAUGCCACGCUUCUUUUAAGUUUAAAGAAGCGUGGCAUAGUUUAGACAAACAAACAUUUAACCGUCACAUUGACAUCCCUACAAUUUAUUCAUUGACAUCCUUAUAAUUUAUUCAUGCAACAAGCAAUCAUCAGGCAACAUAUUAAUACGGUUAAGUUGUUGCGUUUUACUACUCGCAAUGUUUGCUGACGCGUGUUCGUUUGAAUCGUCCCGCGUGGAAUCUGCGCGCAUGCACGCAUUUCAUGAAAAUUUCGCUACGUUUAUUUAAAUUAGACCGAGAAUUAUAACUACGGAGUAUUUGCAAUUUCUCUUCUAAACAUAAAUUGCAAUUAAUUCCACCGGCUUUGAUUGAACUUGCUCGGGAUAAGAUGGACCACUUGAUAUUAAAUUGUUUUCUAUUUAGUUUUAGUUUCCAUACAUGUUUAGAAAGUUCAUUAGGCCGUGUUAUUAAAUACAAGUGUAUUUAAUAUCAUUGAAUGAUUUCUUGUGAUUUCUGUAUCUCUCCUUAAAUGUUCUCAGGUAUGUUAAUGACUGGGUCAAGUUUCACAGUGAGCAUUAAUUCAUGAAAAAUAAAAGAAAAAUUAUUUACAACGAUUUUAAGAUAAAUUGACAGGGUUUUGGGCGUUAAUGGUACUCAACAUAAUUUUAGAAUUUUUUUAACCGACCAAAAAUUUUAAAAAACGUGUCACGUGACCAGUUGUUGGUCUAAAAAUAGCAACAAAAACAUGGAACUUUUUCAACCGCUUUGCGGGGAAUGAUUGAGCUGGUUCUCACUGAAACAUUCAAUUACAAAUAGAUUGCCAAGGAACUCGUCUAACACAUUCAAACUUGGAUCCGUGAAAAUGUUGUGUUAUUGUUGCGUAAAAUGGAUCCAAAGUCAAAACACGCGUUUCUACUCGCAUAUUUUCGAUAAUUAAAGCUACUUCUAAUCUAAAUCUUUUCGGUUUACGGUAUUUCUCAAGAACUUGGACAUAUUUUGAAGAUAAUUAGCGCCUAAGCCUUUAAUGGUUGAUAAUAAAAACCUUCCCUGCAAAGCCAUUGAAAUUUAACAUUCGGCCGAGUAAAUAAAUUGUAAAAACCGCCAUUUUUGUCGAGUGAGCCCUGAUUCUACACACAGCGGUCUCCCGCAUAGCCAUGGCAACAAAGAACGCUCAAAAUGGCGAUUCUAAUAACUCGAAGAGCAUAAAGACAUGUUUCCAGAUAUAUUUUGCUUUGCGCAAGGUUAAAACCGGCAAUUGUAAUCCACAAAAAUACACACAUACCAUUGUUUUUAUAUACAAGUGAAUGUCGAACGCACAGAACCAUUUGUGACCAAAUUAUCUACACAACUUCGCAUUUUAAUAAUACCGUAACAUGCUUUGAUUUAUAUAAUACUACAAAUCUAAAAGGCUACUAGCCUACUAAGCAUUAAUUUCGGAGACAAUAUUGCACAGGAUAAAUCUUGAAUGCUAUAAUGAAACAAGAGCCUUAUUUAUCAGUAAUUUAAGAUUAUAAUCUGUCAAAAUUAGACGCGCUCAAAAUAUUGUAGCUAAUGUAAGUAAACAGCCUGUACAGUGUACAGACAGUACAGAUAAAGUGUACACGCCGGAUAAUACCAGACUGGCGCACAAACGGUGUAUGAUGAAAUUAACCGAGUAUUCCAGCAAGUUUUUAAUGUACCCUUUUAAUUACAGUAUAUGCAAUUUAAUGCAAAGACAAAAAUAAUCAUGUAUAAGCAGGAAUAACGAACUAAAAUAAUAUACUUCUAUAUUCCUAGCAGCAACACAGCCAGUGGCGUAGCCAGCCCGACGAUUUAUUUCCGCUAUGUAAAUUCAAAAUUAUUAUCAUUAUUCAUUUCCUUAGAAAUUGAUUGUUUUCACAGUCAAUGAACACGAAAAUAUUUACAUAGCGGGACUAAAUUGUCGGGCAGGCUACGCUACUGAACACAGCAAUCACGACACGAAGCACGCAUGAAGAAUGAGAAGUCCUGUUGGAACUUGGAAACUUAGAAAACAAGAAUUUUGAUAAGGAGAAAAUGAGAGAAGUGGAAAAUCAUCCAGAUAAUAUGGUUCUAAAUUGGUCAACUCUAGAAAGAAAGCAUAACAUCAAGAACACUCAGGGUGAAAUAGCAAAGACUGUGUGGGGGUCAAAUUGCAAAAGAAUGGUUAAAAUCUGUUGGUGUUGACAUCAGUUGAUUCAAGCGCUAACAUGAUGGGAAUGAUGAGAGAGUGCGAAGAUUGAAACUCAGGGGACAUGGUGGAGAAAUUACUGUUGUAGUGCCACAAACGAUGGAAAGUGUGGACUGAUGAAAAUCUGACGGAGAAUAGUCUGACAAAAUCAUUGAAAGCUAUCAAUGAACACGUAGAAGGAGAAAAUGAGAAAGAAAUGUGAGCUAGGCUGUGAGAUAUUGCAAGAACAUGUACAAGGCAUCUGAAGAUGCGGCAUGAUCUUUCAACAAUUGCCAAUCAAUUGAGCCGUGUUUACACUACAAGCCUACCCUUGGACUAUAUUUUUGUAGUGUAAAUGCACUUCGGCCUGGCCUAGGCCAGGAAAUUUGGAACACCUGUUCUGAUGGGCCCAGAUAUCCUGGCCUAAGCCAGGCCAAAGUGUGUUUACAGUACAACAAUCUAGUCCAAAGCUAGGCCUUGGCCAGGCUUGGCUUGUGGCGUAAACAUGGCUAUGCAUGGUCACCUAGUUUUCAUAAUGUACAUUUAUGACCCUGCAGCUGUGCAUUACACGACAGAAGAAUAUCAAAACCUGGCCCUGACUGGAAAUAAGACUUGUAACAUAGACAUAUUAAUAAGGUGAAUGCUGUUCUUAGGGUUUGUAAUCCAAGUCAGUAUAUAUAUACAUUUUAAGACCUGACCAGGAACGACUGUGAAAAAUGCAGCACAAGGUCCUCUGGUAGGAAUUGAACCUACGGCCCUGCGAUUCUGGUGCAGCGCUCUAACCAACUGAGCUACAGAGGCCAUGCAGCUGUUGAGCUGUAACCAUAUAAGUUCAUGUAUAUAUAGAACAGCAUUCAAAUGUUAAUAGGGAACAGCAUUCAAAUAUUAGCAUUCAAAUAUUAGAGAACAGCAUUCAAAUAUUAAUACCACCAAGUGAAGUGCAAAAAACCAGAUCAUUGAAGUCCAUCUUAUCACAACCCACACACCCGAUUACCUAUAUAUACAUGAACUUACGGUUACAGCUCAACAGCUGGUCUCUGUAGCUCAGUUGGUUAGAGCGCUGCACCGGAAUCGCAGGGCCGUACGUUCAAUUCCUACCAGAGGACCUUGUGCUGCAUUUUUCACAGUCGUUCCUGGUAAGAUCUUAAAAUGUAUAUAUAUACUCACAUGGAUUACAAACCCUAAGAACAGCAUUCAAAUAUUAAUAUUAAAAAGGUCAGCCUAACCUGACCACCACAAUUGCAAUUACACUGACGAAAAACUACUAGGAAACAUUCCCUAGUAGUCUUCGAUGACUACAAUUAACACUUCGGCAAAUUCCACGUAAAAUACCAGAUAAAAAACUAGAACAGUUUGCCUGUAUUUUCGCAUUAUAAACGGGGAAGUGGAUAACAGCUUUUAUAUAUCUUGAAACAUUGUAUGUAUAAAAAAUAUUAGCACUGUAAAUGGACUCACCUUAGCUUUAACCGUGUAAAUACCAUAAGGAAUACAUAUAGAGUACAUAAUAAAUUAUUACAUUUAUCCAUACGUAUAUUUAAACACAUUUUACAACGACAAAAACCUCUUUGCAUGAACGAAUUCCCUUUAAAAAUAUGAAUUAUGCAGAAAUGCACUGUACGGUUGCUAAGGUAACCAUAUUCCUUAUAUAGGCAACACUUCCAUAUAGGGAAAACCAAUGAUGUAGAAAUAUUAGGCGCCAAUAUUUGCAGUUCGCGCGAAGGAUCGAUCUGUAGCAUUCUCGAAAACGUCGAGCGUAUAUUCGAAUAUUUUGGUAAAUUUCAGCAUGCGACAUACAAUCGAGGAGAAAAGAAAGAUGCGCAAUGGCAGUAAGAAGAGAAAGCAACAUCAGAAAUCGCAGUUGAAGCGCGCGGCGCUCAUAGUAUUAAGAAUUAGAAGAUGCACUUCGUGAUGUCAAAGCAAAAGCUGAGUCAAGCUGGCUGGGCUGGCCAGCACGGGAGCAUUGCUUCUAAAUAUUACAAAUUUGGGGAAGAAGUGUUGACGUCAACGAAAAAUUACAAACUAAGUUGGACAACAGGGCAAGCACUAAUAAGGUAUACUCAAUUUUUAAUACAAAUACAUUUCAUCAAUCCUUUUAUUAAUGCACCUAUUGAUGUUAAGCCCCUGGGUGGGAGGGUCGGGCAUUUGAUUUUUCAUGCAAUUUUUUGGUCAAAUUCUCUAGCAUGGGGAAGCAAAUAUCAGUCAAAUGUGAUCAAAUUCCCCAUUGUUGGGCACAUAAAUUUGUGGUGAAAGGCUUGAAAGUCGUUUGUCCCAGUCCUCAACAUGUGCUCUUCCUUAGGAUACAAGAUGGUGCUCAAUUCCUCGGGAGAUGGUGUCGAUCAAAUUCCAGAGGGUGGGGAAACACAAAUCCAUCAAAUGCCCUACAUAUCAUAUGCAUUUAAAUGUGCAUAAAUAUAUGCAUUUAAAUGCGCAUAAAUAUAACUACAGUAUAUAAAUACUGUAAACCUCUGACAAUAAGCCCCCUGAAUACCCCCAUCUACAAACCCAUCACAUUACUAAAAUUCACACCAUUCCAAAUGUAUGCCCCCCCCCACAUUUGUUUUUCACUAUUACUAUACUUGUUUAUCACUAUUAUACACUAACAUAAAAAUCACUAUUACACUAACACAAAAUGUUGUCCAUGUAUAAGCCCCCCCCGCCCCCUCCCCUUUAUAUAAGCUCCCCUGUGUACAAGCCCAUCAAAAAACAUGUACAAACGAAUAUAAGCCCAGGGCUUAUAUUCAGAGGUUUACAGUAUGUCCAUAUCCAUAUGUCAUUACCUAUAUUUAUACAGCUAAUUCAGAAAAGGUUGUCCUUUGCAAACCUUAAACUUGAAACCUUAAACUCUAAACGUGCAAUGCAUAAUGGGAGGCCGAGCAUCAUUUAAUCUGUUUAUAAAUCAUAGAUGGAGCCCAUGUCUUAGAGACAUGGUGAGCAUCUCCUUACGAGAACAAUUCAUUCACAAGUAGCUGCAAUAUUCAACUACUAAGCUUGAAAGUUGCAACUUGUACUCCCAUUAAGGUUUGCGCACUUAUAGUUUAAGGUUUGGAAAGGACACCUUUUUUGAAUUGGCCAUAUAUAUAUAUAUUCAUUACCUUUGCCUGGAAGCCUCAUUCUUACGAUUCAAGAUGAAAGGCAAUUUCACCAAUUUGCUUACGAAUUUUGAGAAUGAGACUUCCUGCCAAGAAGAGAAUCAUGACGUACUGUAAACUAUAUCAAAGGGUUUGUUGGUCACACUAUUAGCCAAGAUAAGAAUUAAGGAACUAAAAUAUAAAUAUAAAGCUAUAAAAAAAUCCAUCAACCUAACCAAGUUCAAUACCCCUUGAUUACAAAACCUGGUAUGGCCAUACAAAUCAUUAAUAAAUAGUUAUUAAAUUUCAAAUUAAAGGUAACUCAGUUGAACAUGUCCAGCUGAAGUACUUGUACAGUGGGUAUUACAACUAUUCAACAUGAAGAAUUGGAGGAGAUUAGCAAUGAAUCAAUAGGGAAUGGAGUUUUUGGCAAUUGCUUCCAUAAAAAAUUCAUUAGAUUAGGAAUAACAGUUGUUGAAAAGCAGUUGACUGACAGCACUGCUGAUAUGCUAUGUAAAGAAGCAAUAUUUUUUCCAAAAUUGUCACACAUAUGUAUCCCAUUGUUACUUGGGGUGCAGCUAGCCAAAAAGCCAAUCUCCCUGCAAAUGCAAUUUAUUGGGGAGAACAGUCAUCUAUAACAGUGUUCAAGUUGCUAUUUGACCCACUGUACCAACAUCAAGCUUCAGAAAUGCCAACCACAACAUGGGUCUGCAUAUGCUAUGACAUCACUGAUGCACUUGACCACAUGCAGCAAAGAGGAUAAGUAGUAUAGGGAAGAGGGGUUCUAGGCCAGGCGGAGCGAGCGGAGCGCUUUGCUCCGCCCAUGAGGUCAUAAUUCAUUUAAUUUAUUCAGGUUUAUGUUAAUUUAUUUGGGCUUACUUGACAUUUUCGAUCCGCUGCCGUUUGUUUAUCCACAGUUUUUAGCUUAUUUCUAGCUACUUCACUGCCGUUUGUUUAUCUACAGCGUUUUUUAUUUAAUUUCUAGCUACUGCGAUGCUGUUUGUUUAUCUACAGCUUUUUUUUAGUUUAAUUUUAGCUAGUGUGAUGCCGUUUGCUUAUCUACAGAGUACAGUUUAUAUUUGUGGUUACUUCGUUGAUCUACAGAAACCACAGCAAAUAAUAUAAAGUUUCUCAAAGAUAUAGCACACUGCUUGUAUUAUUUAAACGAAAUAAGAACCAUGAUUUUACAAGCAUUUUGUCAAAGUAAAGUUUCAAAUAUAUAGAUUUUUUUAUAGAAAAAAGCGUUGUCAAGUAAUCACCAUGCGUAUAUAACACAAAGGUUGAGGUAAUUAAGGGGAUUAAGGCAAUAGAAUUUGCAUUAAUCGAUAGGAUCUUAAUGGAUAUAAAUGGAUUUUAUUACUGGCGGUCGUGGGCAUGUUCAGACGAACAGGCAAUAUUUAUAGAUUUAUCACGCGGGCGCAUGGCUGUGUGGGCAUAAAUUUUUAUAAUUUAGAUUCAACUGAACACAUUUAUUUCUUCAAAACGUUUUACAAAGUUUUACGCUUCUAAUAUAUAUCGUCACUCCUAAGACAUUACAUGAUAUCCUACGAUAUUGCACGAUAUCCUAAGAUAUUGUAUGAUAUCCUAGGAUAUUGAUAUCCUAACAUACUGCAUGAUAUCCUAUUGUAUGAUAUCCUAAGAUAUUGUAUGAUAUCCUAAGAUACUGUAUGAUAUCUUAAGAUACUGUAUGAUCCUAAGAUACUGAUAUCCUAAGAGAUUGUAUGAUAUCCUAAGAUACUGAUAUCCUAAGAAAACGAUAUCCUAAGAUACUGAUAUCCUAAAGAUAAUGAUAUCCUAAGAUACUGAUAUCCUAAAGAUAUUGAUUUAUAAAAUAACAUGUAUAUAACGCGUGCUCUGAUUGGUCGAAACUCGUGUUUGGAUCAGGCCAUCCAAACACGGAAAUUUAAAGUGCCUUUGCGGGAAUUUUAAACAUGUCUGACUCUGAAGACGAAUUUUUUGCCAAAAUUGAUUUGGAGGGCAUUUGUGCAACCGCAGAAAAGAGUGAAACGCGUAAAAGGUUUGCUGAAGUAACCCAGGAGAAUAUUGACGAGCUGUUAAGCGAUGUACAGUCGAAAAAUACGAAGUACAAAACAACAUACGCUGUCAAUGUUUUUAAAGGUACAGUGAUUGUUUAGAUUUAUAAACAAUAUAAACAUUCGCAUUUAAACCGCAAAUGUUGAAAUUCAGUAGCCUACACUAUUUCGCUGUCAUUCCUAUAAUUCUUAUUUGCUUACAUGUAUUUAUAGAAUGGUCGAAACAGCGAAACAUUCAACAAGAAUUGCACGAAAUGGACGACAAAACUCUUGAUAAAUGUCUUUGUCAAUUUUACGCCGAAGUAAAAAACCAGCAAGGUGAAGACUACAGUAAAUCAACUUUAAUUGGUUUAAAACACGGACUAGAGCGAUACCUGAACUGUCCACCGUACAACAGAGGUUUGAGCAUGUCGUACAACCCAGCAUUUAAAAUGUCAAACUCCGUGCUGAACGCCAAGAUAGUAUCCUUUAAGAAACAGGGAAAGGAGAAUGUUGUACACAAGCCCGUCUUGGAAGCUGAAGACCUCACAAAGCUAAAAAAUAGCGACGUAUUGAAUGUGUCCACUCCACUUGGUCUCCUUAGAAACGUAUGGUUUCAUGUGUCUUUGUUUUGGUGCCGCAGAGGACGAGAAGGACAACGAAAGCUGACGAAGGACAGCUUUGUUUUUACCGAAGAUGCAAACGGGGAAGCAUUUGUCACCAUGGCUCACAGUGAAGCCUCAAAAAAUCAUCCUGGCGGUAUUCACGACAACGAAAGCUUUGAAAAUUUGGGAAGGAUGUACAAGACCGAUGCAGAAAACGACGGCUUCUCAGCUUUGCAGCUAUUCAUUACCAAAUUGCAUCCUUCCUGCGAAGCAUUCUUUCAAUAUCCCAAGCGAAAGUGGAGUCCGGCUGACAAUACUUGGUACGAGAACAAACCUCUUGGUGUAAACACGCUUGGUAAUAUGAUGAAAACUAUCAGCGAAGCAGCAUCUCUGUCGAAAGUUUACACUAACCACUCC